AUGUCAUCGACUACAAAAUCAAACCCACGUGUCGGCGUGGCCGCGGUGAUCCGAGGCCCGGAUGGACGCGUCAUUUUGGGACGGCGCAUGGGCAGCCAUGGAGCAGGGCAAUGGGCUUUUCCUGGGGGCCACCUUGAGAACGGUGAAAGCCUACUCGAGUGUGCUGAGCGAGAGACAUUGGAGGAGACAGGGCUCAGUGUGAAGGGAGUAAAGAUCGCGAACGUCACCAAUGAUGUUUUCACAGAGCUGGGUACACACUAUGUCACCUUGUUUGUCCUGUGUGAGUUGUCUGAUCCACAACAACAACCUCAGCUCCUAGAGCCAGAUAAGUGCGAGGGGUGGGUCUGGGUGCACCUCGACGACCUUCACCAAUACAAAACGGAAGAACUUUUCUUGCCAAUUCAGAACCUUCUGAAACAGUCGCCCAACCUGGAUCACCUGUUCCCAGGGCUCCCAUCAACAUCUUGA
Cryphonectria parasitica EP155 is the source of this 468-nucleotide messenger RNA. RefSeq lists its product as uncharacterized. Bases 1 to 468 code for a protein of 155 amino acids. Gene Ontology annotation, molecular function: 8-oxo-7,8-dihydrodeoxyguanosine triphosphate pyrophosphatase activity. The transcript is spliced from 3 exons. The record is from RefSeq and is a predicted model, not a curated record. Gene Ontology annotation, cellular component: cytosol. Lineage: Eukaryota; Fungi; Ascomycota; Sordariomycetes; Diaporthales; Cryphonectriaceae. Gene Ontology annotation, biological process: dGTP catabolic process.